GUCACACAACAAACUGAGCACUAGACAAACUAGAGGGCUAGGAAACCGCUAAGCUGUGGUAACAGAGUCAGCGUUAUAAACAACCUGAAGAUCUCUUUUUGUAUAACUAAGUGUGGCUUCAUAACCUUAAAGAUGUCGUUUGUGAGAGUGGGGCGUCCACAACAACACACCAAAGGGAAAAGGGCUGUUCGGCCCAAGAAGGCAGCUGCUCCAAAAAGAGAGUGGGUGAACACUGUCAGUGACCUGUCUGUGCACAAGCUGACACCUGCAGAGCUGAGCCAUCGGCACGAGAUUCACAAAUCCCACAACAAGGCAGCGGCUCAGUGGGAGCUGAGAGAGAAAGCCCUAAAACGCCGUUUCAGACACCCUGGGAGCCCUGCGCCUCUCGACCAGGCCAGCCUCAGCAUCAUCAGGGAGGUGUUCUCUGACCAGCUGCUGCUCCAGGAUGUGCUAGCUCGCUCUGACAGAGCCAUGGCUGUGGUCAAAGACUUGUUUGGAGAUGCUCCACGCAGGCACACUGGGCACCCCAGUGUGACGAUGGCUCCAAGCUGUGACUCUGACUCAGUGCUGCCUGUGCUCCAGAGACCAGAUCCUCGAACUCAGCUGUCACUGCUCAGCCAGUCUAUGAUGGACCAACAGGCUCUUAAUGAAGUAGAAGCUUCAGGGACAGACUACAGUGAGGAUGAUACCUUUCCUACUGACAACCAUAUAAUCCAAAGGGCCAAUCUACGAAAAAUGAAGGCAAAGUCUCGGGGGAGAUCGAUGCAGCGACAGAAAGUUCAUCGUCCUGAGUCUGACCUAGCAGACAGAGACAAUGUUUCUGUAACCCCCUGCACAUCAGGCAGAGCACCAGACCAAACAGCUCUCAAUGCCACAGUGGCUGUCCAGCGUGUUUGGUCCAGACAAAGGCAGUUAGAGGAAGGCAAGGAAGAACCGACAGUCCUGGUUUCUCAGGUCCUGAACCCUGAGCUGCCUGUUAACCAGUCAGACAGGAUCAGUAAUUGUACCAGCAGGGCCAGGAAGUAUGUUUCUCAGAGUUCAGAGCUGAAUGGCUCCUCUGUUGCCUCUCUGAGUGGGGACCAGUCCAGUCUGGGCCUGCUGCAGGCCAUGUUGGGUCAGGUGGAGGCAGAUUUGGAUACUCUGAUUCCUGACACUGAACCAGCUUCAGCACAGAGUCCAAAACUGCACAGAAAACAAGGUCUCACUGGAUUCUCUGUUACCUUGGUCUCCACUCUGGGACGUUUAGUGCACCUCCUCAAACAGAGGGAGGAGGAAGCUCAUAAAGAGGCUCAGGAGAGGAGAAGACUGGAGGAGGAGUUGAGAGAGCAGCAAGGGCUUAUUGAUGCUCUCACUGCUGAGACAAUGACUCUGAGACAAGAAGCCACCGCUCUGCAGGCAAGGUUGCAGCAGCAGACAGCAGAGCUGGAGCAGAAGUUGGACACGGUGGUGUUGGCAAUGGGGGGACUUGGACUACUGGAGGCACACAUUGAACCAUACCAAGGCUUUGAUGUCAAAGCUGCAGUUUGUCAGCCUGCUCCAGUUGCUGAGCGGAAUCCUGAACGACUACAAGCCUCUGUUUCUCCUGCUGUGUUGCUCUCCCCCCCUCGACAGAGAGACAACUCGCAACAAGUUCCUGGGACUCGGCCUGUACAGCUGCACCAGGAGCUUCCUCAUGUAGAUAAGCUUUCCUGCGAGGGCGUCCAAGCCCACAGCUCAGUCUCCAGCCUCACCAGCCUUCCUCUGACCAGCCUGCCUUCCACAUCCUCCUUAUCACUAACCUCUGACCCUCUCAGCUCACAGCUCUCUCAGGAGGCCAUGCUGGCUGAGAUCGCUCAGCUGAGUAGACAGAACGACCUGAUUAAGGCCCAGCUUAGCCAGGCUAAGGGCUUUGAGACAGGGGUAAGAGGAUCGUCUACUAGCAGCAACGGGCAGAGAAGAUGGAGCUCCGGCAGCACGGGAAGCGUCACGCCCCAAAGUGCUGGAGAGAGGACGACGUCAGUUUGCAGCAGCACAGGAAGAAGGAGUCGGCAUGUCCAGGCUGCUGAAGGAGAGCAAACGACUGAUCAGGCAACAUCACCCAACACCCUCCUCGCCAGCAGUGUGGAACAGCGCCUCCUGGAGCUGAACAGACAGAGUGCAGCAGCGAGGGGUCGACUGCUGGAGCUCAUUGAGCAACAGAAGCAAAAUGUUUCAGCCAGAGUUUCUCCCUCUGAUUCCCCCAUCCCUCCUUCUGCCUUCAGCCCACAUUCAGCAGGAGGAAGUGGAAGUCCAGAGGUGUCCAUGCUGCUGCCUGCACAGGAGCUCCCAUCACAGACUGGUGGUGGCAAGAGACAAUAUGCUGGCUCUGAAGUGUCUUCUCCCAGUCUUGGAGGAGAAACAAGGGAUGGCAAAACACAGAUGGAGAGACGGAGAGAGCGAGAAGGCUGGUUCGCCUUGUCCGCUCAUGUAAGGUGACAGGAAGAGGACUUAACCUGAGGACUUCUCCUUUAUUUUUGUGUGUUUUAUCUAUGUAUUUUUUAAAUGGCUGAAUUAAAUGCUGAUU
This is a messenger RNA of Chelmon rostratus (copperband butterflyfish), 2542 nucleotides long. RefSeq names its product spindle and centriole associated protein 1 (gene spice1). The transcript has 18 exons. Bases 133 to 2454 code for a protein of 773 amino acids. The record is from RefSeq and is a predicted model, not a curated record. Gene Ontology annotation, biological process: regulation of centriole replication; metaphase chromosome alignment; mitotic spindle assembly. Gene Ontology annotation, cellular component: spindle; centrosome; centriole. NCBI's taxonomy places the organism in Eukaryota, Metazoa, Chordata, Actinopteri, Chaetodontiformes, Chaetodontidae.